CCAACCCUGCCAAGGAGGUUGACCUCCGUGGUGUGCACGGCCUGAAUUCCCAUUGGCCUCCACUGUGUUUGCGAGGACAGGGGCCCAGCUCGGCUUUUUCACCGCUCACUGCGACCGAUCGAUCACAUCUGUGAUACUUCGCGACGGUUGCCGUUGGCAGCACGCGGAGGUCAGUGGGCCUCAGUAGUCUCCAGUGUGUUUUCGGCGUACUCGUACAUCAGGAGUUGUUCCAAGUUUCAGUUCCAUCUUUAAAAUGCUGUCUGCAUAUCAACCCUGUUCACGCUCCAAAAGUUUUAGAAACCAUCUCAGAGAAGUGUUCACCAUCCUGCACUGUUGGCCAAUCAUUGGCUAAACAGAAGAAGUUUUCAUAUCAAUAUCAGAGGAAAUGUUGCAGGAGCGACCUGAAUCGACGGCUUGUGUGAAAAGAAAGCAAAGAUGUGACAUCUCACCUGAUGCCUGCACUCCAGCGACCCAGGCCGCCUUGACUGACGCGUCGAGGGCCGCGGGUCGAUAUGGCGCGCGGCCGCCUACGGGUCGAGGCGUUCUAGGAGGAAGUGGUGAGGCUCAACGCAUCACUGCCGCUCAGACGGGCUGAAACCUGGUCGGCAUCCAAGCAACAUGAAGGCUCCGUCUGUCUCUCUGCUCCGUGGUCUGGCUGUUCUGCUGCUGUCCGGACCGGCAGCUCCUUCUUCAGUCUUUCUGAACGCCAGUCCGAACCGUCUGCAGUUCCUCACAGAGGAGUCCGUCUCUCUGCGCUGCGAGGGACGGCGGAGCCUCGCUGGAUGGACAGUGAGGAGGACAGCGGGGGGAAAGACGCAGAAGUGUGGCCAAGGUCCGAAAGAUUUUGGGAGUUUUGAUGGAUCCUCGUGCAUCAUGUUAGACGUCUCCCCGUUAUCGGACAGUGGAGUUUACUGGUGUGAAAACGGUGACGGGCAGAAGAGUCCUGAAGUCAACAUCACUGUGUCUGGUGUGAUCCUGGAGAUUCCCCCGGCGCCUGUGGUGACAGGAAGUGAUGUCACACUGCUCUGUAGAACCGGAGCCGCGUCCAUGGGCACAGCCUACUUCUCCAAGAACGGUGUCUACAUUGGGUCGGGAUCUAAGGGGGAAUUUACCAUCAGCAAAGUGCAACGGUCUGAUGACGGAUUCUACUCGUGCGCUACUGAUCUGACUGGAUCAUCUUCACGGAGCCGGCUGAUUGUCAGAGAUGUCUCUCCUACCACCCCUCCCCUCCGCCCUACACUUUCUCCUGGUCCUCACCCUUCCCCAACUCCUCCUCCGCCGCCUCCGCUCUCCUCCCUCCUCCUGCCAGUCGUAGCAGCUCUGCUGUUGCUGAUUGUUCUGGUUUUGUUCCUGGCUGGAGCUCUGCUGUUCUAUAGGAAACAAGCGGGCCUGGCUGUGCAGCUUCUGUCUGGACUGGCAGUUUCAGCAGGUCUGGCUGUUCUGCUGCUGUCCGGACUGGCAGUUCCUUCUUCAGGCGUCCUCCCUGCUCCCUCUGUGUCUGUGGUGACACUGCUCUGCCAUCUAGUGGUCUUCUGUCCAUACUGCAUCUCCACCAUCCUGAUGGUAUCUAUUUACUGCAGCAGGAGGACAGGAAUCAAACGACCAGCCUCCACUGAGAUGGCCGAGCGCGCUGAAGGCGAAGACUGUGGCAACAUCACGGCCGAUGUCACCACUGAGCAUCGCGUCUGAGAGGAAGAGGCCGGUAGAAUGAAUUUUGAAUUGGAUUGAAAAUGGAUGAAUUUAAUUUAUUGACUUUACAUUCAGUUGCAAGUUUAUUGGAAUUCAGUUCCAAACUAAUAAUUUGGAUUUCAUAUUAUGCUAUUCAGAUUCAGUUUUUCUGUACAGUUAUUCAAGUGAAACAAUGCAAAUUCAAAUAGAAAUGAUUCAAGUUCAGUUUCUAGCGACACAUAUUUCUGCCCAUACUGGACUGUGGGCUUUUGUUGCAUGAUGCAACGCAACACAAACAGGCUUUUGUGUGACUCUGUCGCUGUCACUCUAAAGUCGGCAAAAUGUCUUUUCACAUCGUUCUUCAAAAGCAGUUCAUAGCCACUUAUGCUGCGCCCAUCAGAUCUACACUUCAUCCAAAAACGGCAAAAUAAUCAGAGGAACUGUUGAGAAUUUGAGAAAUUGUUUUAACAAUAUUGCCGUUCAUUCUAUGACAUCAGGCUGCAGCUUAUUUCUCUUUUUUUUUUUCACAGAAACAAGAGCAGUAUUUACAUAUUUCCAUGCCAGUAGCCGUGCUUCAUUUUAUCAGUCCAUUAUGUUUGAUUCAAAUGAUCUGUAAACCAAGAAAGCUGUUUAUUCAAAUAGUAUCAUGCAGACUGUGUGUGCGUACUUAGUGCACUUCGGGGGCAAAUCUCCUUUAUCCGCUUCAUAAUGACCUUGAAUGCAGUUUUAGUAUGUAUGACUCCAGCAAUCAUUAUUAUUAGCAGGGUUAAUUUAGUCGGUUAAAUUAGUCAAAUCGAACGGGAUGAGAACAGAGUAGUGGCUCAACCAUACUGCAGCCCGCAGGU
Molecule: messenger RNA, 2513 nt
Organism: Xiphias gladius (swordfish)
Lineage: Eukaryota; Metazoa; Chordata; Actinopteri; Istiophoriformes; Xiphiidae
Product: low affinity immunoglobulin gamma Fc region receptor II-b-like
Exons: 9
Coding region: 619-1689 (356 amino acids)
Biological process (GO): cell surface receptor signaling pathway
Molecular function (GO): transmembrane signaling receptor activity
Source: RefSeq, a predicted model, not a curated record